Ectocarpus siliculosus is the source of this 1074-nucleotide messenger RNA. The record is from the annotation of a GenBank genome assembly. Lineage: Eukaryota; Phaeophyceae; Ectocarpales; Ectocarpaceae.
AUGCCCCCAAACACAAGCAUGCUCCGGAUUUCGGGUGCUACACGCGCGCCCUCGCCCUCGACAUCAAGAACGCUGGAUGCGACGACUUUCCUGAACAACAUUUUUCGGCAUCUCAACCGCGGCCAAACCCCGAUGGACCAACUUGUCACCGUGGUCCAGGGGGAAGCCAGAGGCUUCUUCGGCAAUGACAAGACGCUCAGGAUCGCAGAACGCAAGUUUGACUACCAAACUGAAAGAAGACAGGAGUACACGUUCUUCUUGGUGGGCACGCCUGGGUACGGCGACCACGUGAACACCAGCCAAAGCUUCCAACCGGCGGUGGACUACAUCACAAACGGGAACAAGAGGUACCUGGCGGGAAUCAAGAAGGGCAAUGUCACACCGGAGAAGGACGGCAGGACGGACGUCUGUAUAUACUUCGUUGCGGCUCAUCGGUGCAAGUCCAUUGACAUCGAGUACAUGAAGCAGCUCUCCAAGGCUGUGGCAAUAAUUCCAGUGAUCGGUAAAUCCGACAGCAUGACGGUGGACGAGAUGAAAUACUUCAAGACGGCCAUCGUCGACCUUGCUGCUCAAGACAAUGGGUUCGAGUUUACUGAUACACCCAACUGGCUGGGAGAGAGGCAGCCGCCCCCUUUCGCCGUGAUCUCGAGCCGGGUGGACGACCCCCACGGGAGCACCAUUCGUAACCCUGCACGUAGAUACCCGUGAGGCACCUGCCACGUCAUGGACACGGCGCGCAGCGACAAUUCCUACCUCCAAUGCCUUCUGCUGGAGGUUGGUUUCCAGGACAUUAAGGACGCGAUGAGGGAGCGCCACAGAGCUUUCGUCAUGGAGCAGGGAACGCCGAUAAUUGAGAGGGCCGGCGACUUUGCCAAGGGCCUUCCUCGCCGGGCCUCGAACGGCGCUGUCGAUGUUGCUCGCAAGGCUCAGGGCCGCCACAUGUCCGUCCUGGCAAGCGCGAUGGCGACCUUUUCACCCUGCUCGCGGUGCUGGUACGCCUUCGUUGUGACGCGCGACUCUGUGGUGCAUGUUUCACGUGUUGUGCCGAAUGCCUAUCCGAUUGUGGAUUAUUAA